Manduca sexta (tobacco hornworm) is the source of this 8826-nucleotide messenger RNA. RefSeq names its product spastin (gene spas). The record is from RefSeq and is a predicted model, not a curated record. The transcript has 11 exons. Lineage: Eukaryota; Metazoa; Arthropoda; Insecta; Lepidoptera; Sphingidae. Gene Ontology annotation, molecular function: ATP hydrolysis activity; microtubule severing ATPase activity; ATP binding. Gene Ontology annotation, cellular component: microtubule cytoskeleton. Bases 143 to 2143 code for a protein of 666 amino acids.
UCAAAUUUUGUCAAUAUUGCGUUCACAGAUCAUGAUUUUUUUGCUGUAUUUUAUGGAUAGCGAGUAGAAUAAACGUGCGUUCUUUGUCUGGAAAAGUGUAUGGAGUUUUUGUGUUGAACAAGUCGGCGGGCCAGUGUUCUUGAUGGUGUCGGGCGACGAUUCAAAUGGUGGCCGAUUGUCGAGGAAAAAUACCAGGUCCCCAAACCGAAAGUCAAAGAAGGGAGAUGCAGACAUAGCGAAAGGGUCAUCGUUGCGAAAUGACUCGCAACCUUCUGUCCACAAAAGGAACCUUUACGUUGUUUCGUUUCCUAUAAUCAUACUGUUUAAUAUAUUAAGAUCGAUUUUAUAUCAGUUAUUUUUAAUUUUUAAAUAUUUGUACUCGGCAUCUCAUCGGUUUAUGAACAAGCCUCGUAAGAUCGGCGAGUGUAACUUGGAGGUGGUGGUAAAGGACGGUGUGGUGUCGACGGAGGUCGCGCAGGAGGAGAUGUCUCAUCACGUGGGUCCUGGGGACCCGCUGCUUGCCAAACAAAAACAUCAUCAUCGCAAGGCUUUCGAGUACAUUUCGAAAGCGUUGAAGAUUGAUGAGGAGAAUGAGGGACAAAAAGAAUUAGCGAUAGAAUUGUACAAGAAAGGUAUUUAUGAACUGGAGCGCGGCAUCGCCGUCGACUGCUGGGGAGGGCGCGGCGACGCGUGGCAGCGAGCCCAGAGGUUGCACGAUAAGAUGAAAACAAACUUGGGCAUGGCCAAGGACCGUCUGCACUUCCUUGCAAACCUAGUGGCCCUCAGUAAAUUGGGCGUUGACACAGAACCGGAACGGAGCGACAAAAAGCCCACGGAAUCACCUCUUAAGGUGCGAAGGCCUUUAGAGAAGUCGAAGACCACGUUACUAGCUCAUACUGAAAGUACGAACAGUCAAACGAAGCCGCCGACAGAAGUUGCAGGGCGGAAGCUGACGGCGGCGGGGCGGCGGGUGCCCAGCGGGGUGGGGGGGCCGCUAAUGAAGUCGCAGACCCUUCCCCGGUCUAUGGGCAGGUCUUCCUCCCAGCCGAACAGCUCGAAUGGGGGAUACGGCCGGUAUCCUGUGAAGCCAGCGUCCACUCCGCCCGCUGUCAAACGACAGUUGUCGAGCGCGUAUCAGGUGCCAGCGAACGGGUCGCCGGUGCGGCGCGCGGUCGGCGGGGGGUCGCAGCGGGGCACGCCCACCCGCAGCAGGACCCCGCAGCCGGCCCUGUCCGUGCGGGGGGUCGACCCGAAACUCGUGCAGCUGAUACUCGACGAGAUCGUGGAGGGCGGGCCCAAGGUUAACUGGGAUGAUAUUGCCGGACAAGAGACUGCGAAACAAGCAUUACAAGAGAUGGUUGUGUUGCCGUCGUUGAGGCCAGAAUUGUUUACUGGUCUCAGGUCACCGGCCAAAGGACUGCUGCUCUUCGGGCCGCCAGGAAACGGUAAAACGUUGCUAGCUCGGUGCGUGGCGGCGGAGUGUUCAGCGACAUUCUUCUCGAUAUCAGCGGCGACGCUCACCAGCAAAUACGUAGGCGAAGGCGAGAAGAUGGUGCGCGCGCUGUUUCAAGUCGCCAGAGAGCUGCAGCCCUCGAUAAUAUUCGUGGACGAGGUGGACUCGCUGCUGUGCGAGCGGUCGUCGGGCGAGCACGAGGCGUCGCGCCGGCUCAAGACCGAGUUCCUCGUGGAGUUCGACGGGCUGCCCGCCGCCGGCGCCGACAGGCUCAUCGUGAUGGCCGCCACCAACAGGCCGCAGGAGCUGGACGAGGCCGCGUUAAGGCGGUUCCCGAAGCGCGUGUACGUGUCGCUGCCGGACGCGCGCACGCGCGCGGCGCUGGUGCGCGGCGUGCUGGCGCGCGGCGCGGCGGCGGCGGCGCUGCACGACGACGAGCUGGCGCGCCUCGCCGCGCUCACCGACGGCUACUCCGGCAGCGACCUCACCGCGCUCUGCCGCGACGCCGCGCUCGGACCCAUCCGAGAAUUGGAUCCUGAGGAGGUGAAGUGCCUGGACCUGUCGCUGGUGCGCAGCAUCACGUUCCAGGACUUCAUGGACGCUCUGAAACGGAUCCGGCCGUCGGUGUCGCCGCACAGCCUCGUCGCGUACGAGAAGUGGUCCGUACAGUACGGCGAUCUGGGACUAUGAGCCAUGUAUAAUACAGGUAUUGGUUAUGAAUCUAAAAGAAAGGUGAGUCACUAAGUUGUAAGAAUAUUAAGGUGUAGUUAGAGAAUUGAGAACGGUUAUGCGAAACGAUGGUGAAUUUAAUCGAUUCAAUUACAGCUCAAAUUUUAUCGAGAAUCUCGCGAACAAAUUUUAUUUCUGUCUUUAUUAAUUUAUUUAUUGAUUCCACUGCAUUAUGUUAUAUAUGACAUGUUGUAAUGUUUAAAAAAUAAUUAAUAAUUUUGUUAUUAUAAAUGGGUGCGAAUGUGUUUAUCGCGUCUAGUCAAAGUAACUUAUCGAUUGUCUGUGUGUUGAAAUAUUAUCGAUAAAUGUGAUGUUUUGUGUAAAACUUGCCAUAAUAGCAUUUCCUUUACUUUUGUCGAGAUUACAAAUUUACGAAAUAUAAUACUCUGGAGUUCUGACUUGGUAUUGAUCAAUACUGCCGUCUAUUUUUUACGCGUGUAUUAGAAAGGAAUAGAUGUCCGAAACGUAUAACUAACGAAUAACGAAAAUGUAUUAACAUAAACAUUGAAUCAAAACACUGUCAUUUUCUUAGCCAAGUUAGAAUGUUAGUAUCGAUUAUCGAUGUACCUUUAAAUUCCAUACCAUUUAGUGUUGAAAUGCAACUCGAAUCACUGUAGAAAUCGCUUUCGAUGUUGUCUUAAAUCCAAUACGCUUGCUGGCUAAACGUUUCUCAGUAGAUUCGAGUUACAUUUAUCGAUUGUCACCCGUCCAAAAGCUCCUUAUAUCGACAUUUAUGUCAUUGUCGACUUAUCGACUUUUUGAUAGCAAGUUUGUUUAGACCGUAGCGAAUAUUAAUAUUGUGUAUGUUAACGAAUUAUGAUCUUUAAAUACGUCCCCUUUAAACCCUAAAAUGGGUUUUAGAUUCCCACACUAGUCUUUUACAUCUGGGAUUUUAAGCCGCGAGCAGGCUUCAUCGAUAAUAAUGAUGUAGGUGGUUAAAAUAAUUGUAAAUAUUAUUAGUGUAGUUGUACGUAUUUUAUAUUUUUCACUGCACUUGUGUACAUUGUAUGAUUUAUAUAUUUCAAAAACGUUUAACAUUUUGAUGUAGGGAAGUAAGUUUCCAAAUCUCUUGAUGAAUGUAUUAUCAUUUAUUAACAAAAGGAAAGUGUAUAUUCUUCAAGAUAACAAUGUGUAAAUAUUUAGAAAGAUAAAAAAUACGUCAAGAAUCUUAAAUUACAAUGUCGAUAAAAAGAAAACAGUAGAAAAAAGUUGUUUUGUAUAUUAUCUAUACACAAAAAUUAUUAAAAAUAUAUUGGAAAAAUACACUGUUUAGUGUUUGUUGUCGAGAUGUCGACAGUGACAUAAAUAUCGAAUGUUCGAUACUUAGAAUUAAAAGAACGUUGUGGAAUAUGGCCUCCGUGAUUGGCUUUCUCAUUGUGUUGGCUUAUUAUGGCUUGUUGUUCAGACUCACGACUUUUCAAACGAUGUUACUUGCCUUAAACAAGAUAAAUAAAACUAGAUACUAAUUUGUAUAAUUCUUCGAAAUAUUAAUUAUCAAAUAUUGUACUAUUAUUAAAUCUAUGAAAUUUAAUUAUAUUGUGUAAUACCAGGGCGUUUCUAAAGUGUUACCAACAAACGUCUCAAGACGUUUUUCACAAUAUGAAAGGGUAUUGUAAAAAAGCUGGUAACUUUAGAAAUGGCGCUGGCCAUGCUGAAGUGAUGAAUAAAUGAAUUUAAUAUCGAUAUUAGGUUUAUCCAAAAUGUCAAUAUAAUAAUGCUUAAUCAAAUAGUUGGAUAUAAUAAAAUAAUUCUUGUUACCGAUGAAAUAAUACCCAAAAACAAAAUAAUGUAAUUGUUGUACAAAUUGUGUUUACCUGUUUAUUUUAAGUAGUACCUCACGCGAAUAAUCGAUUAAUAAUGGAUAUAUUGCAAUCGAUGUUAGCUUAAUGGAAUUAUAUUUAAAAGUAUUUAUUUUUUUACUUUAUCGACAACUCUCGUUAAUCUUAUUUAUAGUAGUAUAUUCGUAAUAUUCAUUUAUAAUACAUAUAUUGGUCAAUAGUGAUACAGCAAAUAAAAAAAAUAGGAAUUAGUGAAUAAUUAAAACAAUAAUUACUGAAUAGUAUAAUGUACUUUCAUAUAUCAAGUACAAGUGAUGUGCAAUCAUAGUAUCGAAACUGAAAAUUAUAUUUUUAGGAUAGAAUUCAUUAUAAAGUAAUUCUCCAAAUAUCUCUAUAUAAAAGAUAUAAAUAACAUUUUUCCAAAUAAUACAGUCAAAGUAAUAACAAAUAUAGCUUAGGAUACAUUCAAUAAUUAUUUACUUACUUAAGAGAGUUGUCGAUUUUAGUAACUGUUGAAUGUAGUUUUAGUAUUAACACUGCCCAGUGUUUGUUAAUUGUCCAUUAAUUUCUAUAUAAAUUAUUCUUUAACGCGGCUUCAGUCCCACUAACUUAUAUCACGUAUGUCUGAAGUGGGAGCGAGAUAGCAAAAGCGAUAUUUCGAAGCCGCAAUAGUAUUCAUUUUAAAAAUUGUUGCCGUCGUAUUUAUUCUAAUUAUGUUGAUUAUUGAUUAUUAUUAUUUUUUUAUUUAAUCUUGCCGUGGUGACGUAGUUUUCUUGUGCUUUGUCGAUAUUUAAUAUGCUGCAAAUCUUAUGAAUAGUUAUUAUGUUAUUUUACAGUGAAACGGGUAGCUGACAUUCUUAGGGGCACACUGGACGAUCAAUAUAAUUUUUAUAUUUUCAGACCAAUUUAAAUAACUGAAGACCAGUAUUCUAUAAAAAUUAGGAUCACAUUUAAAAAUUUGCACGCACGUGAGUCUGAAAUCUUAAAAUAUCGGGCCUUUAAGCCCCUUUUUCAAUAAACUUUCCGAGUCCCUAUUUUCCAUCUAUCGCAAAAAUAGACCAAUACGAACAAAGUCUUUUGACACGCUUACGAAAUGAUUUAUUUUAAUUGGUUCAUUUUCGGGAUCGGAUCGAAAUUCAAGCUUGGGAUCAUUUACCCAAAAUGGCCGUUAGAAAUAACGUAUUUUCAUGAUAACAAAUGUAGAGAUGGGAAAAAUAUUUGAAAAGUUCGUAUUUUUUGUACUACCGUAGAAAAUGUAUACGUAUAUGUUUUUACGAUCGUGCCAGCCCUCGCGUAGAUGAUUUUUUAAAUGUUUUGCUCAACGGGAAGUGAAUUGGAACAUUUUCGAGCGUAAUGAAUGAAAAUAUAUUUUCAUAGUAGUUGUUAUAAAAUUGUCUAUCUCUUCUAUUCAACUUAUAUCAUGUAUAGGACCAUGCGAUGUGAGUAGUGUGCCAUUUAGACAACUGACUGUUAAAGACUGAACAUAUUUGUCCCAGCUUAUGUGCGUAGAUGUCGAACAAUUCAUAAAAUUCUUGUAAAAGGGAUAAAUGUGGUUUGUCUUUAAUGAGACCGUCGGGACAAUCUAUAUGUUAUAAAAAUACUAAUGCCGCGUUUUUUAAGCAUAGUUUUUCUUAUGUCACUUUUUUGUGCCUUUUUUAAUUCUUCUAUCUUUUUGUCUUGACUUUUUUCGAGUUCAAUCCUUCAAAACAUUGUAUUCUUUCCUGGUCUCGAUGGUUCUGUAUGAGUAUUCUGUAUGAAACGCAAUAUUUUUGUAUGUUCGCUUUCAGUCAACGUGGAAUAGGAUUAUCAAACUUAUUCAGUAUCGAAGUUAGUGUUGCGGCGAAGGCACACUAAAAGCGAUGUGCUACUUGUAAGUAUACUAAUAAGUUAAAAAAUUUAAUUCAUAUUUAUGAUAUAUACCACAUGCACCUAUUCGGUAAAAAGUAUUAAUAUUUGCCAGCAUUUUUUUUUAUAUGUAACCCAAUGAUAGUGUAAGAUGUUGCGUUAAAUGGGUUUCAUUGUUUAACUUGUCAUGUUCAUCGAUUUAAAAGGUCGUCUAUUGGUGUGCUUUACCGCAAACAUUCAAUCAAGCUAGUAACCGCGUAACAGUUAAGCGAAAUUAGUUUUUAAACGAUAGAUAUAACAAAUUUCCUAAAAAGACAGCGAUUUUUAGAUUAGUGCAGUUAAAUUAGUGGCUAUUUCUACGUUUAGAUAUAUUAAACUUCCAAUAUGUUUAUGCUGGAUUGUGAUGUGUUGUGUGAUUUUAUGGUAAAUGCUACUGAAAAAUCAUUCUGUUUUCAUAAUAAAUUACGUUCUAGAAAGUUCUUUAAAACUAAGGCUCUAUCCACACACCGGUGUUUAGGACAAAAGUUUUUAUAUACAACUUGUCAUGUAUUUUCAUGUUCAUGUAAACAUCAAAGUGCAAAGGACUUACAAUAUAUUUAAUGCUCGAUAAAAACUUAUAUAUAACUAAUACUUAUAUAUAACUAAUAUUGUCUAAUAUAUAAUGGACAGAAUGCAGAAAUUAUCUUCCAAUUCAAUUCUUUCUAUUAUAAAAUCGCACAACACAGUGUAGAUACGUCAUCUGUAGCUAGUGUUACCAUUCGUAGUACUAAAGUAGUCUGAUAGAUGUUAAUUUUCGCUCUUUAGAUAGAUGGAUACUAUGGGUGAAGCUUGCCACAGACUCUCAGUUGGUUGAGUAGAUAGUUCGGUAAGUUGAUAAUAAUCGCAGAGUGUUUAUGUAAGACGGUUUAAUGCAUUUAUUGUAUUUUCUAAAAUAUAAUCGAUAAGGUGUGAUCUCAAAUGGACGUUGUUUAUACUUACUGUAGUGAGUGAAGUCGCGCAAAGUUUUUCUGUAUAUUGGGAAUUGGAAAAGAAUGCGUAACGCCCUAGUGGUUUAAGGUUUAUACAUUUUACGUACGUAUGUUAUUGUUAUUGUAGGGGAAGUCUGUACUUUUAUAUAAUCGCGAUUUGCGACUAAUAAUCGUUGUGAAUGAGAGUCUGUGGCGAGCUUUAUGUUUUUUUUUAUUAUAGAAAGUGUGAAGGCAAGUGUGCAUACGGCGUGGAGACAAAACAAUAAUAAUGUUGUGAUUUACAAAAUUAAUUUUAACGUUUCGGUUGUGGCUUUUUUUAUUUAUAUUAUUCGUGGCGUUUCGUAUGUUUUUAAAUUCUCGUUUGGUUGACUUUUGCUGUUUUAUUGCCGUGUUAUGGAUUUUAGAUAAUUCGAUGAAAAUUACAUCUGUUAUUUUUUGUAAAAUAUACCAGUAUUUUUUUAUACACAUUUUCAUUUUGUUUUAGCACUUCCCAGCUAGCUCCCAGAAAGCUUUGCGAGCUGCUUCAUAUACUAACCUAAAAAAUUCACAUAUCCAAAUAACAAAAUGAAACGCGUUAAUUAAUUUCGCGCGAUAUAUUUCCAAUGCAACUAAAAUGGAACUUAUGAUAUACUAUCGACUUGUACUUAAACCUUUUGACUGAUUCUAUUGCUAACAUAACUUUAUUAUAGCAUUUCAAAUUCAUAUAAUAUUUAUAAUUAAGCCCGCUACAUUUGUUUAAGUGACCAAGACGUUUAAUUGGUCAAUAAUUCAGUAACUAUCCGAAUAUAACAAGAUAUAAAUAAGGAUUCUUUGAUAAUUCAGAAAAGAAUUGCUCAAAAAUAGUAAUAACUGGAAAACUAAAAUAAAUCUCUGUAUUCAUUGAGAUUUUAAGCCAAGCUCAAAUACUUAUGUAGCAGUUUAAAACGGUAUCCUCACUCCUAUUUCCAAGUCGAUUUAAGCUUUGCAUUGCUGUGAUAUGGAUAAUAAACCCACAUGCCUUAUAUUAUUUUUACGCGCACCGUUUUUGAUAUGUAUUGUUACAUUAUUAAAAAAUAUUGGAUUAACAUGAUUGUCUGUUACACCACGAAAAAGUUGUUUUAAAUUUUUUUUCUGAUCUUCCGUCUACAUCACCAAAGGAUUUUUUUAUGUGAUAGAGAAAUUUACGAAAAAAUUAAUAUCGAUUUUUUUUUUAACUAAUGCUUGCAAUACAUUGUCUUUUGCAUUUGACAACAUGCUCACACUGUUUUUUUAGUAAGUCCACAUUUUUUCGUGCGUAUGACAAAAUUUGAAGCUACUUUUUGUGGUGUAGCAGAGAGGCAUCAAAAAAUUUGGCAAAAAAAUGAUGAGCUUCGUAACAAAUAAGUGACAUGCGACUGAUUGUUACAUAAUGUUUUGGAUAUAAUUUUAAAGGAUAAGGUUUUAAAUUAAAUGUCUGAAGUGUGUUAACUGCUUUAUUGUGCUAAUGUUGGUACGUGGAACUGUUUUGUACAAAAUUAAGCAUCAUUGACUAAUUUUUGUGCGGGAUUUUAUGGCAUUUGCGUACAUUAACUAUUUUUCUUUGUUACCCAUUUGAAAUAUGAACAUUAUUAAAAUUUAACGUCAUAAGAAUUUAUACUAUUUAAAAACACAAAAUAAUAGUUUUUGUACGCAAAACGUUACAAUCCCGCCAUUAUUGGGAAUAAAAAAUUCUAAAACGUGGUUGUAAUUGUUUUAAAAGUUCGCCUUUACGCUGUUAUUUUUUUAUUUAAGCGCACGAAUUUAUCGACUUGACUAAAAGUUUUUAUUAGUUAAGGUGUCGUUGAGUGUUAAAAAUGAUAAAAUUGCUGCCCACACCGACCUCCAUGUCACUUUCGCAACGCAUGACAUUUGAAUUUGGAAUAAAAAAUAUUGUCUAUGACACGCGUCGCGAAAGUGACUCGUGUGUGUGGACGCACCUUUAUAAUGUAUUUUUUCAUGAUUUUUCAUAAACUAAGCACACUUUUGCCUAAAUUAUCGUGAAUGUACACUACGCAUAUGUGAUACACGGUUUAUAAAUAAACAAUUCAUUUGUGCA